GCAGGUAAUGCAAUUACAAAUUGAUAGCAACGAAAACAGCAUUAGUGUAGUAUUGAUUGAAAAACUUUUCCUUACGUUUUGUAAAAGAAUUCUCGGUCAAUUACUUACGAGUUUAUUAUAAAAAUUGUUUCAUAUUUGCAAGAUUCUUGUAUAUUAUCGCAUCAAGUCUGAAGUUGAUUUAAAACAUCCAAGAUGUUACCGCGCUCGUAUUACAGCGAACAAGACAUCAAGAAACGCCAAAUAGACACGUUAAAAAUUUUCAAUGAACAUGUUACUGAGUUGCAGCCAGAAGCUGAAUACAGGGUUGACUUUGCCGCUGAUGGAAAAAAUAUGAACCUAAACAUUAUUUUGAGUCCUGAAUUUCCGAACGAAAAGCCCGCCAUUUUUGUAAAUCCACCAAUACACCAUCCGUGGGUGGGAGAAAAUUCAAAUCAAGUUAUUGGAGCUCCGGGAUUGUUAAACUACACACAACAUUCAGAUUUAGGCAGGGUUGUGCAGGCUAUCAUAAGAGAGUUUCAGAAGUCGUUGCCAAAUUUACAAACUGACGAGAAAUGUAACGAUAGCCCUCAGUCUCACGUCAGUGCUCAGUCGUUAAUGUUUCCAGACUUGAACGAGUUAACAAUCGACGAGUUACAGGAGAUUGCUGAUAACCCAGAUUUACAGGACAAACUACUACAAAACAAUCCAGCCUUAGUUGAACUAGAGCUGGAGACUGAAGAACUCAUGGGCAGCAUAGAGCAGAUAGCUCAAGACAACCUGGCCAAGCAGCGCACCCUGGACAAGCUGAAGUCCGAGGUCAUCGACCGCAUCUCCACCAUUGUGCAGAUGAAGAUCAACUACGAAGAGUUAAACAGGAAGCACCAGCGGCUGGCGGAUAUGUAUGACCCGCACCGCAUCCGCGAGUGCGUGCGCGGCGCCGCACUGCGAGCCGACGAGGACGCAGAGAUGAUCGCUGAACAGUUCCUGCAUGGUAACCUACCAGUAGAAGUAUUCAUCUCAAAGUUUGCAGAGAAACGUGCCCUGGGACAGGCCAGGCGGGCCAGGGAGGAACGAUUGGCCCACCAAUUGGCGCAGUUAGACCGGGCCACCACAUAAAAAAAAAGUAUUGCACUUAUUAUUAUGUGCGUUAGUGAGAACUCACAAAGCGAAAAGUUCGCAAAAUCAUCGGAUCGCAAUUCGCACUCUUUUGUCAAGCCGGGAGUGUGUUAUACAUUAUCCCGGUACUACCUGGUAACCCGGAUACUUAACAAUCAAUCAAUCAAUCAUUUUUUUAUUUGCCAGAAUACAAUUUACAAAAGAGAUGAUAUAGUAUUACAGUAUGUCAUAGUAUUCAAUCUUAACUAGGCAUGCAAAUAUUUUAACAAUUCGAAAACAAAACUUCCAAUCAUAAUAAAUUUAAAAUUUUACUUAAGUGAAAGUGCUUCUCAUACGGAAAGCGCCAGUUCCAACCCCGGUACCGAACUUGCACACAUGAGUUAUUAAUUUAUCAUAAGUGCAGUUUGCAUUAACACAGUUGGCUCGACCAUUAUAGACAGCGAUACGGCUCACCUAUCACGUUGGUCUAACAGUAAGCUCGGUGAGGUGUGGGUACUUAGUUCAUCUUGCGAUGGAUGUACCUCUGCCUACCCCACUUGGGAUAUAGUCGUGAGAUAAUAGGCAAAUUUCCAACUAGUCAAAUCAGUUACUUUUUACUAAACGUCAAAACACGAAAUUACUACGGAUUUUGUAUGAAAAAGCACACUGUGACGUGAUAAAAUAUCCGAUUGAUUUUGUAAUAAGUUAAAUAGAAAAAAUAAAAUAUUUUUGUUUUGUUUUA
Messenger RNA from Pectinophora gossypiella (pink bollworm), 1816 nucleotides. It is a transcript of the gene Vsp37A, whose product is annotated as vacuolar protein sorting-associated protein 37A. Gene Ontology annotation, cellular component: ESCRT I complex. The transcript is spliced from 5 exons. Bases 193 to 1095 code for a protein of 300 amino acids. Lineage: Eukaryota; Metazoa; Arthropoda; Insecta; Lepidoptera; Gelechiidae. Gene Ontology annotation, biological process: protein targeting to vacuole; ubiquitin-dependent protein catabolic process via the multivesicular body sorting pathway; protein targeting to membrane. The record is from RefSeq and is a predicted model, not a curated record.